Molecule: messenger RNA, 1017 nt
Organism: Melanotaenia boesemani (Boeseman's rainbowfish)
Lineage: Eukaryota; Metazoa; Chordata; Actinopteri; Atheriniformes; Melanotaeniidae
Gene: rnf151
Product: ring finger protein 151
Exons: 5
Coding region: 44-853 (269 amino acids)
Biological process (GO): positive regulation of JNK cascade; regulation of canonical NF-kappaB signal transduction
Cellular component (GO): plasma membrane signaling receptor complex
Molecular function (GO): zinc ion binding
Source: RefSeq, a predicted model, not a curated record
GAUCGAUAUGGAGUAAACCAGCGCUGGGAAUGGAAACACAGCGAUGAAGGGAGAUUGUCAUGGCAACUGCAGAAGCAUUGCUGGCUGUAGAGAAAGCACUCACCUGUUGCUACAUAAGGCAGAUUCAGAGUUGUCAACACAGAGUGGGGGCUAUGAUGUGGAGCUGUUUGUGGACCCUCCAGAUUAUGAUGUGAUCUGCACCAUUUGCCAAGGAGUCCUCAAAUGUCCAGUGAGAGCUGCAUGUCACCACAUUUUCUGCAAAAAAUGCAUCUUACAGUGGCUAAAAAGACAGGAGACAUGUCCCUGCUGCAGGAAGCCAGUGAACCCGAGCUUGAUCUUUGUCAUGUUCAAGCUAAGCAAAUCCAUUGGACGCAUGAAAAUCAAGUGCAAAAAUGAAAUCCGUGGAUGUUCAGAUACCUUCCCCCUCUCAGAGCAGUACUGUCACAGUAUGAGCUGUCUGUACGAGCUCAUCCCCUGUCCGUACCAGGGCUGCAGGGUGCAGCUUCUCCGUAGGGACCUGGAGACUCACGCACGUCACUGUGAGCACUGGCGCCAGCCCUGCCACAUGGGGUGUGGAACACUACUGUCCCAUCGCACCCAAGCUCAGCACAACUGCUACAAGCAGCUAAGACAGGAGUAUGAGAUUAGGCAGAGGAACCACAGGGCUAUUGCCAUUGCUCUACAGAGGAAGAUGAGGAGGAUGCAAAGCACCAUGGCCCACAUGAAAAGGCAGAUAGGACUAAUCUGUGAGAGUUUGGAGGUGAUGGACGACCUGCAUGAGGUGGCAGAAGAGGACCUUGGGGAGACCAGUGGCAGCUCCACUGGGACUCCAAAUCGCAACAGCAACUGUUGAGGGAGGAUGUUGCUUUUCCUAGUUGGCAACAUUGUGUGUUUCUGCAUGUGUUAAUUUUCUGGAAGUGUGUGUAUUUGAAUAUGUAAAUAGGUAUGUGAUUAAAAUGAGUGUUCUUGUUUGAUUUUAUUAUUAUUUUGAGGCGGGUGCCAGUUUUGUGCUGUAGU